Messenger RNA from Meriones unguiculatus (Mongolian gerbil), 2908 nucleotides. RefSeq names its product succinyl-CoA:3-ketoacid coenzyme A transferase 2A, mitochondrial-like. Gene Ontology annotation, molecular function: succinyl-CoA:3-oxo-acid CoA-transferase activity. The record is from RefSeq and is a predicted model, not a curated record. Gene Ontology annotation, cellular component: mitochondrion. Gene Ontology annotation, biological process: ketone body catabolic process. Bases 1145 to 2701 code for a protein of 518 amino acids. NCBI's taxonomy places the organism in Eukaryota, Metazoa, Chordata, Mammalia, Rodentia, Muridae. The transcript has a single exon.
CUCAGCGGGGAGCAGCCCUGGGGUUCUUGGGAGAUGGUUCCAGGAGAGGCUGCCGGGCUAGUCCACAGGGCCCGCACACUGGGCCAUGCUCGGCUUUUCUCUCGUAUUUAAUCGUUUAUUUACUUAUUUUAUGUGUAUGGGAUGUUGCCUGCUUGGAUUUACGUGUGCACCACAUGCGUGUCUGGUGCCAUGAAUCCCCUGGAAGUGGAAUUACAGACAGUUGUGAACUGACAAGUGUGGGUGCUAGGAAUUGAACCGGGGUCGUCUAGGAGAACAUUUAGUGCUCUUAACUGCCAAGCCAUUUCUCCAGCCCCAUCUUGGCCCUUCUUGAGGUGUCAGUGGUAAGGUCCUGGACAAGGGGAGGCCUUCCUGUCCCUCAGCCGACCUCCUGAGAGCCAGCUCUGGGAUCCCCUCCAGGAAAAAAGGCCCUUCUCUCUGGGCAGCAGGCCUCCACUUUUGUGCUGUAACCAGGAAGAAGGGGCGAGGGGUCUGCACCCCAGGUUCCGGCGCAGCUCUGCAGCAUUGGGAGUCAGUUAAAGCCUCAGUUUCCCCUGCUCAGAGGUUUGCCCUGACUGCUCCACUCAGGGGUUGCCUGGGACACUUCCUCUGCGAUGGGCGGUGAGGACAGAAAGGACAGCAGGGCAGGAGAAUGGCCUCUCUGGGGUUCUGCAAAGGGCUGGGGGAUAACUCGGAAGGAGAGGGGCAGAGAGGAGGCAGGGGUCAGUCUGAGUUAGAGAAAACUGGCAAGGCGCUUGGAGAGUUUAGAGCAGUUUAACGGCAGGGGUGACAGGUGGGUCUGUGGCUUUAAAAGACUGGGCUAACUUCAGCCCCUCAAGGUGGGGGCUCUUAAACUCGCCCCCCACCCCCAGGGUGAGAUCUCCUAGUCGCAACGGCCCAGCACUCACUGCCUGCCAGCUGUCAGCAGCAUUAACCAAGCGUUUGGAGUGUCUGCACAAGGCUCUUGAGAGACGGGCCAGGGAUGGCCGAGGAUGACCUCAGCAGAGUGAGACCCGCGGCGGCCUCUGGCCGGGUCCUCCCUGCUCUGUGACGCAGCCAGCGCAGAGGUAGCGUGGGCCGCGCUCCCAGGGUGCGCCCGGCCUUUCCCUCUCCGUCCCAGACCUGGUAGCCUCGCGGCCCGUGGACGAUGGCGCUGAGGCAUCUGGCGUGGGCGCUCCCACGCGGGGUCUCUGCCUGCCGACCGCGGCUCGCACUGCCCCACCGCCUCGCCCGCUGCUUCGCUAGCAACCGCUGCGGGCGCGUCUACUUCUACAAGGACCCCGUGGAGGCGCUGGAGGGCAUCAAUGACGAGGCGACCGUCAUGCUCGGGGGCUUCGGGCUCUGCGGCAUCCCCGAGAACCUGAUCGCCGCGCUGAGGACGAAGGGCGUCAAGGACCUGAAGAUCGUCAGCAGCAACGUGGGCGUGGAGGACUUCGGCCUGGGCAUCCUGCUGGCCUCCAAUCAGGUCAAGCGCGUGGUGUGCUCGUACCUGGGGGAGAACUCGCUCUGCGAGAAGUUGUACCUGAACGGCGAGCUGGACCUGGAGAUGACGCCUCAGGGCACGCUGGCCGAGCGCAUCCGCGCGGGGGGCGCGGGCUUGCCCGCCUUCUACACGCCCACGGGCUACGGCACGCUGGUGCAGGAAGGGGGCGCCCCGAUCCGGUACUCGCCCGACGGCCACCUGGUCACCCUGAGCCAGCCGCGGGAGGUGCGCGAGUUCAAGGGCCGCCACUACCUGCUGGAGCACGCCAUCCGCGCCGACUUCGCCCUGGUCAAGGGCUGGAAGGCCGACCGCUCGGGCAACGUGAUCUUCCGGGGCAGCGCGCGCAACUUCAACGUGCCCAUGUGCAAGGCCGCGGACGUCUCCGUGGUGGAGGUGGAGGAGAUCGUGGACGUGGGCUCCUUCCACCCGGAGGACAUCCACAUCCCCAACAUCUACGUGGACCGCGUGAUCCAGGGCCCCAAGUACGAGAAGCGCAUCGAGCGCCUGACCACGCGCGACAGCCAGGACGCGCCCGGGCUCAAGCAGGACAGCCCCAGGACGCGCAUCAUCAAGCGCGCGGCUCUCGAGUUCGAGGACGGCAUGUACGCCAACCUGGGCAUCGGCAUCCCCGUCCUGGCCAGCAACUACAUCAGUCCCAAGAUGACGGUCUACCUGCAGAGCGAAAACGGCAUCCUGGGCCUGGGCCCCUUCCCCAUGAAGAACGAAGUGGACGCCGACAUCAUCAACGCGGGCAAGCAGACGGUGACGGUGAUUCCCGGGGGCUGCUUCUUCUCCAGCGACGACUCCUUCGCCAUGAUCCGCGGGGGACACAUCCAGCUCACCAUGCUCGGCGCCAUGCAGGUCUCCCAGUACGGAGACCUGGCUAACUGGAUGGUGCCUGGCAAGAAGGUGAAGGGCAUGGGCGGGGCCAUGGACUUGGUGUCCGGCGACAAGACCAAAGUGGUGGUCACGAUGGAACACUGCACCAAGAACAAGGAGCCCAAAAUCCUGGCUAAAUGCACCAUGCCCCUGACCGGCAAACGCUGCGUGGACCUCAUCAUCACCGAGAAGGCCGUGUUUAACGUGGACCGGAAGAAGGGGCUGACGCUGGUGGAGAUGUGGGAGGGCUCCUCGCUGGAGGAGAUCAAGGCCACGACAGCCUGCUCCUUCAACGUGUGCCCCAACCUCAAGCCCAUGCAGCAGAUCCAAACUGACGCUUGAGGAGCCCUGGCCCCUCCCACCCGGGCUGGACAUCCUGAGCAGAGCUUGACCCCUGGGCCACUGGCUCCUUGGGCUUCCGGCUGAUAGAUGAUAUCUCAAGAGCCGAGUGAUUUUCAUUAAAAACCCUAAGCCGAGCCUGUGUGUGCUGUGCCUGACUGAAGCCCUCCACUGAAACCACAGCGGACACUGGCCCCCUCUCCCGCUUUC